Molecule: messenger RNA, 22353 nt
Organism: Fusarium graminearum PH-1
Lineage: Eukaryota; Fungi; Ascomycota; Sordariomycetes; Hypocreales; Nectriaceae
Exons: 3
Coding region: 1-22353 (7450 amino acids)
Source: RefSeq, a predicted model, not a curated record
AUGCAGCGAGACGAUCGCUCUCGGGAUUCCGAGGGCUCUGGUUCUCGUCGCCGGUGGUACGAGUCUCGCGAUCGCGAUCUUACUCCAAGAGCUGGAGAUCAGGGAGACUCACACUCACGCUCCUCCUACUCGCGUCAGCAACCGCCAUACCAGCAACAACAACAACCUUAUUCACCCAUGUAUCAAUCACCAACGCAGCAGCGACAGUAUGAACCGCAAAGACAGGAUCAAUUCCAAAUGUACCAACAAUCACCACAGCAAAAUCCGGCAUUACCACAACGACCACAGCAGUAUCAGUAUCCGUACCAGAACCAGUAUCAGCAGCAGCAGCAGCCCUACUACAACGCGCCGCCUCAAUCGAUGCCUGGUUAUAAUAGUCCUUACCAGCAGCAGCAGGCCCUGCAACAGCAGAACCCGCAACGACCGCAAACACCUUCGAGUGUCUUUUCAUCCUCCAGCGACACAUCAACGUCGCUGCUAGAUAUUUCACGAUUCAAGGAUACGAAGGAAUAUGGUGGCCUACUUGGCACAUUUUUCAAGGCGCCCUCGGAACGGGUUAAACAGCGUCUCCACCGAAAGAAAAGUAAGAAGCGCCGCGUCCUUUACUUUGGCAACUCUUCCUCCUCCUCUGUGAACUCUGAUUUAGCUUAUGGAAACGGCUAUGUGCGACAACCUAAGAGCCGUACCUUAAGCCCCCGAAGUCAAAGUCGUAUUUCUGGCCAGGGUUACGGGUCUGCCGCCGGCGUCGGCCCUGGCCCUAGCCAUGGGCGGCGACGUAGCUCUGGAGGGUCUGAUCGUGCUGCGCGACUGACCCCCAAGAAGAAAAAGACCGCCGAUGAGGAGAUAAUGGCUCUCGGCCAGCAGCUCUCUAAUCUGGCACGUCUGUCCAAGGAGGAUGAGCAGCGUCAGGCGCGCAAGGCAUCAGGUAAGGGUAAAGGUAAAGCAGCCGCCAUGGGACUCGCAGCUGGCGUUGCCGGCGCCGCUAUGGCUUCUCAAUAUGGCAGAGACAAGAAUGGCCGCAUGAUAAACGGCUUGAAGCAGCGUGUCGCAUCUUCAGACGACGAGGACGAGUGGGAAGAUGCUUCUGGCGACGAAGAUGACUCUUCUUCUUCUUCAAGCAGCGAUGGUGCUGGUUCAGCUGCCGACUCGGAGCUUGCCUACGGAACCGUUGCAGAGUCUAUCAAGCCUGCGCUCGGCGCUGCAGCAGCCGCUGGAAGCGCCGCCGCCGCCGCAGGCAUGGCAGACCACCGAAGACAAUCUAGUUACGGAUAUGACUCGUCGCCAGAGCACCGGAGGCAUGGAAGCAGGGGCUCCGUUGUUGAUCCUCGUCUUUUUGGACCCUACAACUCGCUGCGAGGCUCAAUCAACACCCCGUGUGGAUUCCGAAAUGACGAUGAAGCUGUCGCAUACCGUCGGGAUUCAGGCAAUUUCGGAAACGGUACACCAGUCCACAUGCGAGAUACGUAUUCUGAUCCUAACCGUUACGAUGGAGAGCGGUUCUCAACGCCUAUCGCAAAGCAAGAUCCUUCAGACCGACCCGCCCCGGUCCCCUUGCAGCAACCGGUUCCUAAAACCCCCGUUUCUUCAAAGGUCUACGAUGCUGUGAAGGUUGAUGAAGCAAACCGCAGAAACCAUCGUCAGCGACGAUCUGAACAACCUGAAGAAAAGGACUGGAGUGGAGUCGCCGUCGGUGGUAUUGCUGCCGCAGCAGCAGCAGCAGGCGUGGCCAUGGCCGCGUCAUCGAAGAAGGAUAGCCGUGAGUAUCGUGAUGAGCAGCAGCGUGAUCGCGACGAUCGGGAGAAUCAACGCCGACUUGACCGGGACCGCCAGAGAGCUCUGGAACUUGAACAGCAAAAGCUUAGAGAGCUUGAGCGUCAAAAACUGCGAGCACAGCAAAGGGCGCAAAACCCGGAAAACGAGGCAGACCGACACGAACAACUGGAGAAGGAACGUGCACGAAACAUGAAGUGGGAGCGUGAAUACCGCGAAAUGGAACCCGAGGCUAUUAUUCCCAAUUAUAAUAAUGAGCGAAAAUCUUCACGAUAUUAUGAUGACGAUACCCCCAAGGAUAGAAAUGACAACAAGGAGAAGAGUAAUGUCGAUGUAGUGGUUGCCCCGAAACCCGAUCAGAACGAGGGGAGACCAUUUGGAAUCCAGUACGGUCCAGAGUUCCAGCUUGAGCGUGAGCCGACGGUUCAGGUUGGGACCGGCGAGCGCAAGGCUACACGAAAUGGUCGCGACCUCCCUCUAGCGACUGGUGCAGGCCAUCAGGCUGUGACGGAAUCGACCAAGUCUACAAACCAAGAUAUUGAUCCUUUCCAAUAUCAGGUUUCAGACGACGCUUUUACCAUGUCUCAAGGCACUACCCCUGGACGACCCCUUACACCUAAUGUAGUUACUGUUGAGCGCGAGCCCAAUUUUGACGACUCUCCACCAAGAGAUUCGGCUGUCGACGCUCGACUUAGCCGCCGCGACUCCUUCGAGAUUCAGCGCAUGGUCGAAAACUACCACCGAGAGUCGCAAGGCGCAUCGCAACGCCGUGACCCCCGAAAUGGCCAUGAGUAUGAAGAGGAGGAGCACAAGGCUAGGUCGAUUCUCGAUGAGGCCAAGCAUGCCACUAUUCCUGUAGCAGCGGCUGCAGUCUCAUCCGCAGUAGCAGUUGAAAAUGAGCGUUCACAAGAGCGUCGAAAGGCGACUCACUCGGAGGACAGUUCUCGGGACACCUCGCGAAGACGAAAAGAUGCUGUCCAGGAGGAGGCAGAUCGAUACUACCGCGAGACCAAUAUCGCCCGAAAAAUUGCUUCCGAUGAGAUGCGAUCACGCAGCGCCUCACCUGAGCGAUCUGUGGUUGAUAAGUGGCAAGAGAACAAGAAUGAAUCGUUCACUAUUGUCACACCACCAGCCAUGGAGGACAAACACCCAGAGAAGAGCAUUUAUGAAGGCCCCGAUGCAGAUGUGAAGAUCGACAACAAGAUUCAUCCUCGAGAAGAACAUCAGUACCGCAACCUGGGCAAGAAGUCUUCGCGAAGGGACGUUUCGCGAGAGCGCCCACUUUUGAACUUGAUUUACCCUACCCCUGCCGUGAGCCGCCAGCAUACACCUGCCCCUGAGGCGCGAAAGGAGCCAGCGGCCGCUGAGGUUGUUGAUAAACCUGAAGACUUUAGUAUCGGACCUAAGGGUGAGAUCAUCUCUGUCAGCGAGCCAGUCUCUGCUGCCAAGUCUGUGAGCUGGGGAGAGAAUGAAACCAAGCGCUUUGAUGCCGACAGCCCCGAGAAGAGUGAUAACGACAACUAUUUCCCUGCCGAAAAGGCUGUCGAGAAGUCCCGACCCAAGCUGAACAAGGCGAGCCGCUGGGGUAUUCUUGCUGCUGCACUGGCUGGUAGCAGUGCUGAGCCACAGAACGAACCUGAUGUCGAAGCCGACCCAAAACAAACCGAAAUGCCUGGAGGUUACUCAUACUCAGACGCAGGAAGCAGCGAUAUUUCCAUUCGACGGGCCGAAUUCUACGUUGAUGACAUGAACAGCUUCCCUCCCGUUGUCGGUACUAAGCCUGCAAGCCCACAGCAAAUGCCCGGUCGCUUUGCGGAUGACAUUGAGUUUGCCGCUACCCUUGCUGCUGGAUUGAAAGACACUGGAUUCAACCCCGAUAUCGUCAUCGAUGAUCCGUCCUACAGCCGACGUGACUCUCCCCCAGGAGUCCAAGAAGCAACCGGCGAUUCCCAUGGCGGAUCAAACGGCAACGCCUGGUAUAAACGACCUUAUGCUGAGGCUGCUCCGGAACCCAUUGAUGCUCCAAAGCUUCUGCCCGAGCAAGGGUUCGUUGUUGGAGAGGUUGAGACUCCUCAGGAAACGACACCCCUGCCUUACGAGAGUGAGCGUGAUAUCAGAGCAGAUGCACCCAAGCCUGAAGAUGUGCCGCUUCCUGACAACCAAACUGAGAGUCCAAAGCCUAGCAAACGAGAACAGCGCAAGCGAGAAAAGUCUGAUGUUGUUGUCGUCCAAGACGAUGGCAGAAUUGAGACUGCCGGGGGCGAAUCAUCACCCUCUCGUGAUGUAGGCGAGGCGGUAUGGGAAGACAUUUCCCGCAAGAAGAGCAAGAAGGAUCGCAAGAAGGAUCGGAAGAGUCGUGACUUUGAUGAUGAGUGGAGUUCAACUGUCUCAGCUCCUGCUCCGUAUGAGCCGAGAUCUGACUAUGACCGGGGCACUUCUCAGGACGAAAACCGCGACCGUGACAUUAGUAUAUCUGACGUUGCUAAGGUGGCUGUGCCUGCUGCCCUUGCCCUGGGUGCCAUUGCCUCAGGCUCAAGAGACACACCUUCUCGCGAUGUUCGCCCCGAUAUGAGUGAUUCUCCCGAGGAGCCACGCAAACAGCUGAAUGAUGACUACUACUACGAUGGCAACAGAUCUCGUGUUUCGGCACCUGCGGAGCCGUCUCAUCACCGACAUUCGUCCAGAGACGCUGUGUCUCGAGAUAUCCGAUCAGACGAUGAGCAGGAUUUUUCCAAACACUCAAGAAAACACAAGAAAGAUCGCGAGUCGCGAGACGAAGGUAGAUACCGGGACUCUUCGACCUUGGACCCCAACGAUCGACGAUCAUCAAGGAGAGAGUCGUCGAGGGAUCGUUCGAGGGAUCGUUCAAGGCAUCGUUCAAGCGACCGCAGAUCCAGGGACCAUUCAAGAGAUCACAGAUCUAGAGAUCGUUCCAGAGACCGCUCAAGGGACCACCGUUCUAGAGAUCACCGCUCAAAAGAUCGUUCAAGAGACAGAACAAGAGACAGGUCGAGGGACAGAACCAGAGAUAGGUCAAGAGAUAGGUCUCAUCACAGAAGAUCCGAUGACGAGGAGAUGAGAGCCAAGAAAUCGAAGCGCCAUCCCUACGGAUAUGACUCACCCACCCAAUCAAUGGCGGCCUCUGAAAUCUCUGUUGCCAGUUCUAGCAGCAAGAGAAGCAAGAAGUCCAAGCGAAGAAACGGCGCUGGGGACGAUUACGAUGACUCAAGAGACAGCCCAUCACACCGCAAGCGCGAGUCUUACGAUGACAGAGAUGCAAGUUCUGCUGUCUCGGAGUCGCGUGGACACCGACGAACAUCGUCUCGAUACGACGAUGACGAUGCUAAGUCGGUUGCGUCUAGCUCAUCCCGUCGUGAGAAGGACUACAAAGAACGCAGAACACCAGAGAAGCGACCAAGCACCAGCGUCCUUUCCGGCCUCUUCAAACCACGCAAGGACAAGAAGGAUUCUUUUUUAGGUAAUGCCGACACCCUUGGCGCGGGUGUCGGCUUGGCGACAGCAGCAGACAUUUAUGCCUCUGAUGCUCGUCGCUCUAACGCCGCUGAUGCCCCAUCAGACCGAGUGCCUUCUGCCUCUGGUGAUGGGCUACGCCAUGUGCGAAGCUUCGAACUGGUUGACCCUGAGGUCAUACCGCGCGUUAUCAAACCAGCCAUCGACCCCCAAUAUGGCGACCUUCUCCCUCUACCUCCUAGUGAACCUUCUAGCCCAACCUCUUCUGUCUCUGACGAACUACCCCCUCUGCCUGAUAGCCGACCCGAUACUCCCCCUGAGGAGCGCGGUGUCCGCCGAGAGCCUUGGCCUCAGCAGCGCCGCCGCAGUAUUUUUGAGACGCCUAUGAAGUCCCCCAGCCGUACCGCUGUUCCCAUCGCGCUCCGUCUAGGUAACAGAUCAAACCCUGCCUCUCCUGUGAGCUUCAGGGCUUCUCCGGCUAGCUCCCCUAUUAUCCCGCACUCGGACGCGGUCGUCAUGUCAAGACGACAAGCUCGACCUACCUCUUGGGACAACAGCCGUGAAUUCAUGCCUCUAUAUCUCCUUGAACAAUCACGACACCCCGCACCCACAACAGGAUCUGUACUUCCUGCUCUGCCACCCAGUGAGCCCAGCGAGACUUCCGCGAGGAACUCACCCGAAUCUGAAUUCCUCAAACACAACGAUGAUUACUUUGGCGAAAACCCUGAUUAUACUGGGCCUGAUCUGCGCGUUGACACUGUUCUCUCUGAGCAGCAAAAGGACUCUGACGCCGAAUCGCAGCAGACGACCCCUCGUGCCGAAUUCAUGCCUAUGCUUCCAGAGCCUACACCCUCUGUCGCUUCCAACGAGCCAAUCCCUGGCCUGGCAGAGCCUGAACUCCCAGAACCCACGCCUGCUACCGCCCCUGACCCCCCUACACCUUCUCUGGCAACCCCUCUUGAGUCUGGCAGCAGGGAUAUGGCUGGUGAUGAACACUCUGCCCCGCCCCCCUUUGAUGCUGCUGCCAUUGCCGUUCCUGUCGGCUUGGGCGCCAGUGCUGGUUUAGCUGCUGCUGCCCUUCUUCAUGCUAGGAAUCGUGCCGACUCACCUGUGGAGAAGACAGAUGAUCUCACCUCUGCCGAUGAGUAUUUUUCCGAUGCUAUUGAAGACCCUUCUGAACAGACUUCACCUAGAGGAGAUAUUUCCCGACGACUCUCAGCUGCCGUUGACAGAGAGCCUACUUCUGAGUCUGCUGCUAAGUCUCCUUACGAACCUUCUUCCGAAACUACAACUGGGGCUUUCACUACCCCCGUCAACGAGCUCGUUGCUGAUGAGGCUUCUGAUGUCACAUCUCAUGCUGAGCUCGCUGCUGAAAGGACAGCAGUCGAACAAGUAGAGGAUCAGAUCGCUAGGGAUAUUCCUGAUAUCACUGAUAGUGCGACUGAGCCGUUUACUGUUCCUAUCAAUGAGCAUAUGGUUGAAGAGCGUAUUCAUGCUGAACCUGACGCCGACCCUGCAAACGAGGCGGCCAAAGAGAUUGAGGAGCCGGUAGUAAAGGAGGCUGGUGUUGCCGACAAGAGUGCAGCUGAAUCUUUUGCCAUUCCUGUUGAGGAGCUCGCUACCGAAGAGCCCGCACAUGCUGGACCUGAUACUGACCUUGUGACUAAAGAGACAAUAGCCAAUGAGGCAGACAGACAGGCAUCCAAGGACAUUUUUGAUGCUAGCGAAACUGCAGAGGAGACUGUCCCCAUUCCUGUCAGUGAGCCUACCAUUGAACAGCCUACUAUCGAAGAGCCAGCUGUCGAAGAGCCAGCUGUCGAAGAGCCAGCUGUCGAAGAGCCAGCUGUCGAAGAGCCAGCUGUCGAAGAGCCAGCUGUCGAAGAGCCUACGGUUAAAGAGCCUUUGGUUAAAGAGCCAACGGUUGAGGAGCCAGUUGUCAGUGAGCCUACUGUUGAAGAGCCUUUGAAUGCGCCAUCAAACACAGAGCAUUUUGUGGGGGAGGCAAAGGAAGAUGCCAUUGACAGUUCGACUGCUCUCAUCACUGAGCCCACUUCUGAAAAGCCUGCUAAUGCCAAGUAUGGUGCCGAACCUGUAUUCGACGAAGCAAAAGCCAAAGAAAUGGAGGAAAAAGCUACCACGGAUGCUGCCGCAGCUUUCCAGGCGGCUGAAGCUGAAGCUGCAGCCAAAUCUGCCGCCGAAGCUGAGACUGCCGCACAGGCUGAAGCUGCAGCCAAAUCUGCCGCCGAAGCUGAGACUGCCGCACAGGCUGAAGCUGAAGAGGUUGCUAAGGAAGAGGAGGAGAUGGCUGCUCUCAAGUCUAAGAAGGCCAAGAAGCUCACAAAGGCUGAAAAGACCCGCUUGAUGACCUUGAUUGCCAACUCAGUCAGACGAGCUAAGGCAAAGGCUGCCGAAACUACCCCUAAGCCAGUCGAGCCAGUCGAGCCAGUCACCAGACCAAUCGCAGAGCCUUCUGCGGAGGAGCCUGUAGUCGAGGAGCGUACCGAGACACAGGAGUCCACUGUAGAAGACAGCACCGCGUUAGCCAAGGACACAGUUCCUGAGGCUCUUGACAACCUUCAAGAGCCCGAGUCCACCGAACAAGUCAUGGAAACUACUCCUGCUGAAACUAUGGCCGAGGAGCCUUCUCGAGAUCUCGCAACAGAACCUAUUAUCAAGGAUGUUACUGUAGCCGCUCCUGAAUCUUCACCACUGCCAACCGACGAGCCAUUCGCUGAGCCUUUGGCAGAUGUUCCCGAAACACAUGGACCUUCUAAUGAGCUAGAGACUCAACAAGCUGACAAGAACAUCCUCGAUCUUUCCAAGUCCAGCCAUGAGCCAGAUACUAUCCCCCAGCCUGAAUUGGUUGUCGAAGAUGUCUCGGUCACUGAGCCCAUGGUUGAAAACAUGAACGAGAAGACGGAGGACCUUCCUCGCGAAGCUGACAAUAACUCCAUGACACUCACUCCCGAUGCUAUUGUAGAACCUCAAACGACCCCAUCUGUCGACGCCCCUGCCGAAGGUACUGCUGAAGUUGUCGAAGUCGCUGAAGCGAAGCCAGAACAACCUGUGGCUGAGCGUGCAGUGAAUGAGAUCACCAUCGAAGAGUGGGACAAGAUGAAUGCCAAGGACAGAAAGAACAUGAAGAAGAAGCUCAAGAAGCAGGGACUUGAACCGAUUAUUCAAGACUCAUUUGAUCUUCCAGCUCCUGCUGAUGACUCGGCCAAGGACAACCAGCCCACUCCAAGUGAAGAGACCAUUGCGGAGGACAAAUCUUCUGUGUCAAAGUCGGUUAUGGCUGAAACCGAAACCCUAGGCCCAUCUGCACCCGAGCCAUCUGACGCCGCCGAAGCUGAGGGCGUUCAAGAGCCUGCUACUGCCCAAGGAGAAGAGCCCAUCAACAUAACGCUUGAGGAACCGUCUCAUUCUACAGAGAAGGAUACUUUGCCAGUCAGCAAAGAAUUGGUCAUUCAGCCAGGAACGGAAAGCACAGUACAGGAGGUGGAAGUCCACACUGAACCUGCAGCACCCGCAUCUGAGAACGAGCCUGCACCUGAAUCGGCCACCGAGGCCCAUACCGUCAUGGAGCCUGCACCUGAUGCCACCCCAUACGAGGACAAGGCCGUCGAGGAGUUGCCUGAGUCUCCAUCCAAGAGCAAGAAGAAAAAGAAGAAGAGCAAGGUGCAGCAACCACCGAAGGAGGAACCAACAUCUAUGGAACCCACAGCUGUUCCGGCUGAGGAUACAGCCAUAGAUGCCUCCCCAACCCCUCAAGCUGAAAAGGCGGCUUUCGAUGCUUGGGCUGAUCCGGUUGUUUCUAUUGAGACCCCCACUGCUGCACCUGUCGAUGUACCCGCCGAACAAUCCUCGGCUGUUGUGGAGGAUCCCCUACAACCUUCUGCGGACUUGCCACAGAACGCCCCUGUUGAACAUCCCGUUGACGCAGAUGCCUUUGAUGCCUGGGCUCAGCCAGAUACUGUUGCGAAUACCGAUGUUAUUGAGCAAGAGCAGGAUAAGCCUGCUGAGAUUGCUGAAUCACUUCCCGAACAGCCCAACGAGUCAAUGCAGGGCGAAGAUUCCGUUUCUUCCAAGUCAAAAAAGAAGAAACCGAAGAAGAAGAAGGGCAACAACACAGAUGGCGAGCCAGUAACUGAGACUCAGGAUGGCAAUUUGCAAGAUAAAUCUCCUGACGCACCCGAGAAGACAACAUAUGAUUUGACCGAACCACCCGCCCUGGUAGCCGAUAGAAAGACUGAUAUCAUCGAUGACACCCCGGCCGACGAAGCUACACCAUCGAAACCUGUUGUGUCAAUACCCAAGCAGGAUGGUGAUGACGCCCCCUACUCUCCCUCUUCUGGCAAUCAAUCCCCCUCCACCAAUGAUCGAAAAGGUUACUUUCCUUCUGCCCUUCGCGCACUCCCCGGUGCUGCAGGAAUAUCGGCCUUUAAGAGAAUGUGGGGAUUCCAGGAUCAAGCGAGAGCGCAGAACCGCAUGCGUCAAGCUCAACCUGAUGCUGCCAAGCCCAGCAGUGAGAGCCAGCCUGACCCUGUAAGCGCUGAGACAUCAGAGGUCACCGAGGCAAAGCCUGAUGUUCCCAUCACCGAAGUGGUUAGUGACAAGACUGCUGUUAACAAGCCCCUGACUUCGUCUGAUUCUCAUAUGUCCGAGCCUCUUUUCUCUCAAGGGGAUGCGCCUGUAGAGGAAUCGCAAGCAACGAAUAGUGAAGUGGAGCCUUCGCAGGGUGAUGAACCGCAGAAUGUCGCUACACAUGUGAACGACGACGUUCCUGACAACAAUGAUGCACCUACAGCUAUUGAACAGCCUGUGGCGGAGACAGAGGAUGGCCCAGCCGAAUCAGCUGAAUUCACACCUGAGACAGUUCGCAAGAUCCCUACUGGAGUAAUUGAAAGCGAGGGUGUGAAAUCCGUCGAAAACCCAUCGAUGGAGAGAAUACCCGACGUAGCGCAAGCUAUUGAGGGCAAACCUGAUGAGACUGCCGAGGAUAAGCCUGCGGAGAUGACAAAGGACGAUAACGCGAACCCUACAGAAUUAGUACCAGAUGAUACGAUAGAGGUUACCGAAGUCAAGCCUGAACUAGCUACCGAAGAGGAGCCAAACAAGCCCGUUGAGGCCGAGAACACAAAGACUGCCGAGGAAACUGUCACAGGAAACAUUGAUGACGUGUCUGGUUCUAAGAAGAAGGCAAAGAAGAACAAAAAGAAGAGGAAGAGCCAAGCCGGCCAGGACGAGACUCUAGAGCACGAGACAAAUGAUUCGGUUCAACAAGACCAAGUGAUUGAGGAAACACCCGUGGAGGAAGUCACACAUGUGUCGAAUGAGGCGGACAACCAGGCCUCGUUCUCGGAACCACUGGUAGAAGCCUCUCACGACAUCCCAGAGGAACUCAGUGUAACAGAGCCUGGAGCAAAGCCAGACAACACAACUCAAGUCGAAAUUGUUGACGAUCAACCUGAAAUCAAGCCAGAGAUCGAGAAAUCAAUUGAGCCAGAGGUUUUGGACCAAGUGCCAACCGACGACAAACCACUUGAGGGUGAGACAAAAGAAGAGGCCAAAAUAGACAACGAGCCAACUCAAGUGCGAUCUGAAGAAGAGCUGCACAUGAAUGAAAAACCUGAAGAUACACCCGAGGCCCGGCCUGACGACAACUCAGAAGACAAGCUCCAGAGCGGCGAUAAAUUACCUGAAGCCGGGAUCGACCAGCCACAGACUGAUGGCAAGUUGGUGGAGCCUGAAAAUCAAGAGUCUCACCAGACCAACCAUGACGCUGCCCAAGCUGAAGACAUACCCACCGAUCCCGAGGUUCAGUUGUCACCGCAAGUGGAUGACAAGCCUCAGGCUGAAACAGAGGAAUCGCAGCAGAUGGACGGCAGACCCCUCGAAUCAGAUGUACAAGAGACAUUGCAAACUGAUGAAAAGUCGGUCAAAGAUGAGAUCAAGGAGCCAGAUUCCGAUGUUAAAUUGCCCCAAGUCGAGACCCCCAAGGAAGACGACAAACCAAUUCAGCCCGGAGUCGCGGAACGAGCGCAGACUGACGACAAACCCACGCAAGCUGAUAGCAUCGACGACAAAACAAUUGGUUCUGAAGAAAAAUAUCCCUCCUCCAGCGAGAAGCAGGUGGAUACAACAGUAUCUGAGGAACAAACCCAAGCUAGCCGGGAUGUUGUCGCCAUGCCCUCUGUAGAUAACGUUUCUCCGAUGCCACGGAAAGCCGGGUCACCAAAAGCUGGGUCACCAAAAGCCGGGUCAGUUGCAAUGAAAAUCAAAGAAGCAGAGAGCAAAGCUUUGCGCCAAGCAGAGGACGCUGAGACAGCAAAAGACAAUGCGGAGAUCGAAGCAUUGCUCGAGAAGCAAUCGCGCAGAGGAGGCCGUCUCCUCAAGAAAGAUCAAAAACGCCUUACCGCCCUUGAGGAUAGCGUAGCUCGAAGGGCAGAGGCACGAGCUGCCCGUGAAGCUACGCCGCCAGCUGCUCAGGAGCCUGCCGAUUCCCUUGCUGCCGAUGCCAAUGUCCAGAACCCUGCCGAAAUGGACGCCAAACCAGCUCAGCCAAAGGAAACUCGUGACAUAGAUAUUCCUCAAGAUACGGCUCCAGUUACUGAGGCGACUGCAGCCGCUGAGAAUCAAUCUGGCGAAGCCCAGCCAACAGAAACAUUGGGCGAAGCUGAAACAGUGGGGGCGGGUUCAUUGAACGAGGCCACAGAAACUCUGACAGAUUCACCAUCGGAGGACAAGCCUACGGAUGACCAGGUUGCCGCUGAUACGGCCCCAGCUGCAGAGCCCCAAGUGGAAACAUCAGUCGACAACGAGGUAACAGAGCCAGCAAGCAAGAAGCCCAAGAAAAAGAAGAAGAGAAAAUCAGUAUCCUUUUCAGAGAACGGGGAGUCGCAGGAUCCAACAGAAAACACUGAUACGCGCACAUCGGCGCCUAAAUCCGAACAGCUUGAUCAAAGUGCUGCCAACACUGAGGAUACUCCUGCACACGCGGAACUUGCUCCUGAAGAGGCUCCUGCCACUCAAGAUAUACCUGAAGUCCCAGCCUCUGAGGAUACAGCUACAGAUGUGCCGUCAUCUGCUGCAAAAGAAACCGAAGCGUCUUCAUUGACUAACCCCGAAAAUCCUUCGGCUGAGAACGCCACUGCCGAGAGCCAGGCUGAGGGACCUUCGGAUGCUACCUUGGACAAGGUUGAAUCAGAGCCUGCCUCCGAGAAGAAGAGCAAGAAGAAAAAGAAAAAGAAGAAGGACACAUCUACAGAUGAACCAGAAAAGCAACCUGACACCGAGUCCCCAACUCAGACGACUUCUGAAUCCAUAUCUAAGGCUUCUGAGGAUGCCAAAGAUGUUGAACAAGAAGCAUCUUCCGGUACAACUAACCUAGCAGAGCCAGUCGAGGGUGAGACUGCAGAAGCAUCUCCUCUUCCACUGGGAUCUGAAACAGCGAACAUGGCUCCUGAGAUUCUCCCGACAGACGAUGAGCAGGCACAGCCAGCUGAUAGCGAGAAGCCUGGGGAGGUCUCUCCUAGCCAGGAACUAGCAUCGGCCACCGAGGCUACUGAAGUACCAGAUGCUGUUGUUUCCGAGCAACCCCCUACCGAGCAACCUCUACCGAACGUCGACGAACCCGAUUCCCCUGCAAAGCUGUCCAAGAAGGAUAAGAAGAAAAAGAAGAAGGCAGAUAAGAAGAAGGCAGCACUUGAAGAAGAAUCCAAGGAGCCUGAGCCCGAGCCUACUGCAUCUUCCGAAAAGGGUGAAGCUGAAGUUGAACUCGAAACAACCGAGCGCUCGGUCGAAGAUCCCAAAGUUACGCGUGACGAGAUGUCCAAGGAGACCGACUCCAAAGAAACUCCCAAGGCAGAUAUAAUUUUGGAGGGCGAGGAUAUCACACCAGCCAACGAAGCCAAAGUGCCACAUACCGGUAAUUCCGGAGAACUUCCUAGUGAAGAACCAGCUAGUCCUGAAGACGAGCGGGGUGGGUUUAGCCUCAGUCAAUCCCAGACCGACCAAAAGAACAAGGCUAAAGACAGCGAUUUUGAAUCCGUACAGGACCUCAAGACCAAUCAUCCAGCACAGCCGGAGACAAUCAUGGAUCCGGUAAGGCAGGGCGUAACCACCGCCGUCGUGGAUGAGGCUCAGAGCCAAGGAUUUUCUGAAGGCACACAACGACAGGAGGAUAAGACUGAAACUGUUCAUCUUGAUCCCCCCGUUGAGCCUGAAACAAAGCUGGAGUCGGGUCUGGGAUUGGAAUUGGGAAAGGAGAAGACGGAAGAUGACGAGGAGUUUGCUGGCCUGUCGAAGAAACAAAUCAAGAAGUUGAAGAAAGCUCGAGCUCUGGUUGCCCCGGAAUCUUCAGUUGAAGCAGAGAUGCCAAAGGAAAGUGGAAUCUCACUAGACGAGGCAGCGGAACCUGCGAAUGAAGCUGGUACAGAGUCUGAGUCAACCCCUCAAACUUGUGCCGAAUCUGCGGCUGAAACCACCACCGGGGCAGAGCAAGAGCUUGGUUACGAGACCAUGAAUGAUCCACUCCCUGACAUUGAGGAGACUGUACCUAUAAUUGAGCCUGAUUUUGAAGCUGAACCCGAGUCCAAAACUGAGAUUCAACCUUUGGACAAUACCGAUAUUCAACCUGCGACAGGGGGAGCUGAUGCCGAGCCCAAACUUGAUGCCGACUUGCAAACAAGACAACCCCAGUCUGAUGGACAGACAACUUCCGAACAGGAUAUCAUUGUUCCUGCGCCGGAUGUUGAUUCUGGAGACAAUUUAACUGAUGUUCCUGACAAGAGUUCAAGUACUAACCCUCCCGUUGAGCAUCAAGUUGUGAAGGAGCCAGAUUCCUCUCGCGUAGAGGAAGCAGCUGAGCCACUACAGAUACUUGGUGAAUCCGUCGAGACAACUCAAGAUUCGCGCUCGCACAUUGAGGCGCAAGCAGGGCCUAUCGCCUCAGCAAAGCCUGAACAGCCUGAAGUGGCCACCGAAGACAUCCCCUCCUCAUCGUCAAACAUGACAGAGAAGAGUGCGGAGGUACCAACUCCUGUGGAAGCGGAACCUUCAGAGUCAGUCGAGAUCAACCAGCCACUUGAGGAGACACUGGCCAAUAUUCCCGCUGAAAGCGUGGAUGAAAACACUCCUGAACAGGCGGUGCAAGAUCCCCAAGAGCCUAUCCUGCAGCCACCUGAAGACCCUACACAGUCGUCUGAACCAGAAACUGUUGAGUCAGAAGCCAUUUCUGAGCCUGCUGCACCAGUUGAAACUACACCAGAGCGUGACACUCAAACACCGUCUACUGAUUUUGCAACGGGAUCUACGGAGCAGACGCCUCUAGACCUACUGCCAUCGUCAAACCUUCCCCUUCCUACGCCAAUCCUACCCGAAAACCCCAGUAGUCCCCAACUUGUGAGUGAAACUGCCGGGCCUGAAUCAGUGGGACAAGACCUUUCUGUCACUAUCGAGGAAACGGACCCUCUGUCUGUUGCUCCCAAUGUUCUCGAGAGCGACGACACUCUAAUUCCUGAUGCUCAGACUAUACCUAUGCCAGAGGAGGAGGGGAAGUCAGUGGAAAGCAAUGUUGAGCAGCAAUUGGAGGAACUCUCGCAGCCUACCGUUGGAGGUAGUCUCAUGGUCCCUGCGGACUUGCCUCUAGAGGAAAAGCCAAUUGAGGAAACUGCUACUUCGUCGUAUCCUACCACUGAGGCCAUUCCCAUUCCAGAGCCAGAGGAAGACCCAGCAAGAGACACUGAAGCCAACCAAGACAUUGCAAACGAGACCACUAAUGACGAGGCAAGGGCGGAACUAGUCGAGCUGACAAAGGAUAAGCCGACCACACCUGUACUCGAAAACCAACAACAGUUGGUUUCUGAUGUCCAUUCUCUUGAGAGUUCUACGUCGCAGAGCGAUCCGCAAGUGACCGACGAUAAAUCCAGUGAGAAGGUCCAACUCCCCAAAGAGGAUGCAGAAAAGGAGGGGUUUGAGGACAGCGCACCAAGUGAGACAAACGUUCAGGAGACACCAGAGGCGACCUGGGAUAAUGUUCUCCCACAAGUAGAAUCCACGACAGAGGAUAUUAUCCCCGAUACCACUGCGCUGCCAGAUUCCUUGCCGGAUCCACCAACCGAGUUGAUGGACACCUUUAAUACCAAUGAGCCUGAAAAGCCGGAACGUGGUGAGAAUGAGUUUACAGCCGAGGACUGGCAAUCUCUCGCUGCCAAGGAGAAAAAGAACAUUAAGAAAAAGCUGAAAAGGAAGGGCCUUGACCUAAUCAUUCAGGAUUCUUUCAAACCUAUAACUCCUGGUAGCGAGGUGGUGCUUGAAGCUGGCACUGAAUUAGAGCCUGUCGCCACUCAACCAGAAGACCUCAUCACUGGACUUACUGAAGUCGAAGCGCAGACUGAGCAAAACCAGGAAGAAUCCCCAAACAAGACAUCUGAUAAGCUUUCUUCCAGCCCAAAUGACAACAAUGUUGUUGUUGACACACAGGACGAUCUCAACGACGUGACAAAGGAGCAGGCUAAACCCACAAGCCAAGCCACACCUGUUGAAACGAACAUCUCCACUGAGUCACCAUCUUCGCAAGAGACGCCCCCGCCCGCUGAAGUCAAGUCAGACGAGCAACACAAUGUGAAGGAUGAUGUGGCUUCCCCUCCAGAGGCCGAAGAUAAGGAGAUGGCGGAACUCGAAGGCAAACCCGAGACUCAAGUGCCAGCAAUGGAAGUGCCAGCAGUCGAAGCUCCAAACGAAUCUGAAAUGCCGUCAUUGCUUGAAGAAAGCCAGCGUGGAUCUGAAUCACAAGAAGAAGUCCCAAUUCCUUCGCCGGCCAAAAAUGACACCAGUCGAGAAACCGAAACCGAAAUUGCACCCGUUGAGCCGAUUAGGGAAACAGAGCCCGAACCAUCAACAUCGCAUGAACUGGAUCACCGAGUGACAACACCCCAGCCUACGAGUGAAGUCCUAGAGGCUCAUGAUCUGGAACUACCGUCUUCAAAUCCAGUCACAGAAACCGAAGGAGUACCAGAAACUCACAAAGAUAUGGUUAUUGGCUCGGGCCCCGAGGAGUCCUCAGCGCCCGUCGAUCAGACGUCUCUUGUCCAGGAGACCUUUGUGGUUGAAGAGUCAUCAGACGUCUCGCCGAAGAAGAGUAAAAAGAAGAGGAAGAGUCGUAAAUCUGACCUUAGCGAAACCGAAACUCAAGCCCCUAGCAGCAACGAGACAAAAAAUGCAGUCAGUGAUGAUGUGCCACAAGAAACCCGCCGGUCCGUGGAGGAUACGCAGGACCAUGGAAGGAACGACAAAUGUCAGGAUCAACCAGACAGUAUCAUGACUAGCCAACCAGCAAAUGAGAUGCCAUCAUCUGUAGAGCAGCCAUCAGUCAACACCGAUUAUCCAACUCUCGACACACGAGAGACUUUGGAGAAAAGCGAGAACCAGAAAGAAAACCAAGAAGUUUCCCACAUCAUCGACGACAAUAACGCUCCAAUGCCUACCGACCUGUCUCCAACAUCCAGAGAUAUAGAACAAGCGCAGCCCACACAGCUCCAACCGGAACAGACUGUUACUGAAAAAAGAGAACCAACAUCAGAUACCACAGGAGAAGGCCGCGAGAACACAGCCUCUCUGCCCGAUGCACAUGCUGAAGGAAGAUCAGUUGAGACUGAGAGAGAUGUGAACGUUGUGCUUUCUGAAGGCAAAAAGAAGACGAAGAAGGCCAAGAAAAACUCUGGCGCUGCUGGCACCGAACUCGCCGAUUCAAACAACGGUCACCCAAGCUUGGAGCCUGUCCAGAGAUUCGACGAGCAGCAAGACAAACCGAGUUCCGCGGAUAUACCAACGGUCGGACGCUCUAGUCAGCAAAUACAAGACGAACCUGUCAAACCUGAUGAGGAAAACUUCCCAAGGAACAUCUUAGAGAAACCCACCUCAGGACUGCCAACUCCCACGCCAAAAACCACAUUUGAAGACAUUGUAAAGCAGAAACCCGGCGAUGAAGUUGCUGAACCCAUCAAGUCGCCUGGUCGAUCAAGUAAAGGCAAGACUACAACACAGCCAGAGGGCAUUGCUAGCUCGAUCUUCUCCAUGGCCAGUUCGUUCUUCUCCCAGAAGGACAAGAAGAAGAAGCGAAAAGGCGAGCCCACCGGAACACCUGGAUCAGGAACAGCAUCACCAAUUGAACAAACUCAAGAAACCCAGCACAGGACAUCACAGUCUCCCAAAAGCCAAGCCCGCUCGAGCCCAAGCGAUGCCUUAGUUGAGCAUAUCCAGCCAGUCGAAGAGAAAACAACUGUCAAUACGCCUGAAUCUCCGAAACAGCUCGAUCAAAUCACUCGUAUAGUUAACGAAACUCCUGGUGCUGUCGAGGAUGACUCGAAGGUAGGGCAAGCAGUGGAUACGGUUACGACAAAGGGCUCAUCUGGAAAGCUAUCAAAGAAGGACAAGAAAACCAAAAAGAAGGAGCAGAAGCGAGCCGAGGAUGAAGCCAAACAGACAAGAGAGGCCCCGAAUGUCGCGCCCUCUUACCCAAUAGCUCCCGACCAACUCGUACAGAGCAACCCUGAUAUCGAUCAACCUGCUCAGGCUACAGAGUCACUCGAGUCUUCUACUUUGCCACAAAAACCCGAGGUUUCUAUACAGCCAUCACCCGAUCUGCCCCAGAGUGGUGACUUCCCCCAACUUGGAGGGGAAGAAACUAGUCUGCAAGGCCAAAAGUCAAGGAUGAACGAACAGGACAUUGAGCAACCCGAGCAUAGCUCCCUGAUCGGCUCCACAACCAAAGGUGAUGCAAAGCCCGAAAACGAAGACGUUCAGGCGUCGCCUGCUGUCAAGCAACCUCAGUCUAUCAUUGAAGAGCCCUUGACAGACCCUGUGCCCAGCAAAAUGCUAGAAAGCGGGCGGGAUGCUGCCACGGACUUUGAUAACUCUACUCAAGCUAGGGACUUGACCAUGGUGACUGAGCCUCCUCUGGCGAGUCCUGUUGAUGAGCCCAUGACCCAACCUACAGUGCCAUUUGUCCCUGAAGGCCAAUCCUCGGGCUCUUCUCCUGUCAAUACCGUCAAUCCCCAGUCACCUUCUGCUAUACCCACAAAGGUAGAAGGUAUUGACGCUAGUUCAGAUUCGAAGCUGUUGAAGAAGGAAAAGAAAAAGGCGAAGCUAGCUUUGGAAAAGGAAGUUGCAAAUGAGCCUAAGGCCCCUGACGCACCAGAUACUGAGUCUUCUCGGGCCAGCAAGCCAAUAGAACCAGACGCACGAGGUAUUCAACGCCCAUCAACGCCAGACAACACACGGAAAUUGAAGGAAACAGCUGCCAUUGAAGCGAACGACCAAGAUGUUGAGGGCGAGAUCAGCCCGGAUGCAGCAACAAGUUCCAAGAAAGGCAAUGAGACUGAGCGUGAAACUGGAAUCGAAAACGCCAUCACCACUCCAGUCAACAGAAAGCUUAGUGCUCCACCUGUAGCGGAACCAUCGCAGCUUGUAACAGUCCCAGUCCAAGGCAAGACCACAGUUGAACCUGAUCCAGCAACAAUCGUCGAGCCUUAUGAGAAAGCAAUUUUGCCUAGGCCAGCAUCAGACAUCCUCACAUCUGGACCAGACGCCUUAACAGAGUCCCCAAUGACAGCUGCUCCUGUCGCGAUACCUCAAGAGCCUGAUAUGAUCAUACCCGAGGAGAACCUCCAAACGCUUCCCCUGUCUCCUCAGAAUAAGCAUAUGAGUGCGGAAGACCGAUCGACGAAACCUGCUUUAGCCCCUUCACCGAGUUUCAAAAACGACACAACUCUAAGCGCUCGAUUGGGGUUUAAUAGGCCCACUGCGAGUACGAAAGAGAAGAAGAAGAAGCGCCGGAAGAGCUCAGAGCAGACAAUGUCGUCCCCAGAGCCUGUUCCCGUUAGUUCGCCAGGUGCCUUGACUGAGACAGAUAAACGAUCAGCGAAGACUCAAAAGGGUGUUGGAGAUAGCACAGCUGCUGCGGGUGAUAAACGACCAAACAAGCUCGAAACGUCUAUUUUUGCUAGAGUUACGGCAGCUGCAGCCGCUGCAUGGGGUACUAAAAAGGCUGGUGACAAGACCACGAAGGAACAGACGCAGGAUGAGCAAAAGGAUGGAGAAGAAAGAUUAGGAGAGAGGGAGAGUACCCAAGACGAGCUUGGUGAGCGAGCUUCAACUGAUGGAAAAACGACAACCGAGGCCAACUCGCACGACAUCAAGUCCCCAACUAUAGACACCGCCAAAGACGCCCACCAAAAUACAUCGGUGUCUCGUGAAGUACAAGAAGUCGAUAUGGAUAGGAAGACAGACGAGACCGCGAUGGUCGGUAAUGAAUCCAAGGACAAGGAAAGAGAAACUACUGGAAAUGCGACAGACAAGACCAAGACCCCCGAGAAAAGGUUGAAAUCGUCAAAAGGCACUGAGAGUGCCAGGCAAUCACCAGCCGAACCUAAGCAGCCAGAACGACAAGAUGAAUUGGCUAGCCCACACGGGCUGACCAGAGACGCCCCUGCCAGGUUCGAACAAGAGGAUAAGAAAUUACAAAGAUCGCGGCCGGACGACUUGGACGACGUGGAGAGUCCCGUUCUCGGUCGCGGCGAUUCACAAUUGUCAAGAGGGUCGUCGCAGAAGCUAUUACGCCGUGACUCUGGCGUAGAUGAGCCUCAAGGUGGUCUGCUACGAGAAGACAGCACUACAAUCGCGCCUAUGCCGGUCAUGGAAUCCGACAUCAGUGAUAUUCUGAGGUCGCCAAGCAGACUUUUAGAGCCGGUCCUCGAGGUUCCUGAGGCGGAAACGGAACCAACCAGGGGGACAUACUCACCACCACCUCAAGUCAGACGAAACAGUGGCCCUGCGGGUGACGCAUCGAGUUUUCAGAGACGGAGUAGGCGUCUGAGUGAAGAAUCCAGGCGUGAUAGUGUCACAGGAGAGAGGCCAACUUUGAGACGAAACAAACACCGCAGUCCAGAAUCGUUUCGCGACAGCGGAAUAGAGACCGAUGGCUGGGAGCAUCCACAGCCAAAUUUGGAUCGUACGGUCAUGCAAACUCCCGAGCCAAAAACCGAGCGAAGACUUCGUCGCUCUCCUCGAGGCGGCACGCCAGUAUUCCGAGAGCCCACUAUACCAAGUCCAACCCCAGAGCCUGAGAAGAAGAAACAAUACGGAAUCCUUACACCGGUAGGCGCUACCGUUGCAGCGGGUGCGGGUGCGGGUCUAGCGUCAACGCUAUCUAGAUCUGGGCCGGAACCUUCAACAUCGACAUCGACUCCCACUCGAACGCCCACUCCAAAUUUCAAUUCCAAUCCAAACUCAAACUCUAACCCUGCAGCGUCAUAUGCUGGACAAAGAAGCUUUUCCGACAAUGCAAGUCCUGUUCGGCGAUCGACUCCUCGCCUUGAAAGCGCAGCACGUCGGGCUGUCUCUAACACGAGUCUCUCGCGUCGUCGAACCCCAGAGCCGCUUCAUUCAAGGCCUGAGAGUCCAGGCACCAACCGGUCGUCAGGCACCCCCACUCCACCGCUACGCCGCGCCGAUAAGCGAAUGAGCGGUGAUCUGCGGUCUAUACGUCAACAAAACAACACCGCUACCGCUACCGCAACAGCGCCUGUCAGCUCCACGCCCGUCGCAAAUGAGGGUCGUGCCCGUGCCACCAAGGACAUGGCCGACAUCUACGAUGGAUUCGGUGAGGGGCGCAUCGGCUCGCCUCGAUCGCCUACCCGGCCUCACAGCAUGCGUCGCCGACAGAGCAUGCAGGUCCUCGAACUCGAGAAUAGGGUUGAGCAGCUAAUGGCCGAGAACCGAAUGCUCACAGAUGCCCGUGCUAUGGCUGAGACAAGUUUGAGCCAACGCGCUGCCAACAGUCUCGCCGAGCGUGACGCCGAGAUCGAUACCCUUAAGCAAUCGUUACAGUUCCUCCAGAACGAAGUUUCUCGGCUUAGCGAAGUUAACGACGGUCUUGCCAGCGCCAAUACUGAGCUCGCCAAUAAAGACACUGGUCGUGUAGCCGACCUCGAGAGCCGCAACGCGAUUGUCGCGCGUGAAUUGGAAGAGGCCCGUCGCUCCAAAGGAACCACUGAGCAGUCCCUUGAAGAGAAGGACGCUGAGAUUGCCGAUCUUCGAGCCCAACUCGACUCCGCCAAAGAAAAGAUUCGCGAGUUGCAACGCCAAAUCCUUGAGGCCAAGGCCCAUGACGCCCACUUCCUCAACAUUCGUGACGAGGAUCACUUUGAUCACCGCUGCCAACAACUUUGCUCCCAUGUUCAACAGUGGGUGCUGCGUUUCUCUAAAUUCUCAGAUAUGCGCGCUUGUCGCUUGACAAAUGAGAUCAAUGACGAGAAAACAAUCGACCGACUCGACAAUGCCGUACUUGAUGGCUCUGACGUCGAUGUUUACCUUCGGGAUCGUGUAAAGCGACGUGAUAUCUUCAUGUCCAUGACCAUGAACAUGAUCUGGGAAUUCGUCUUCACCCGCUACCUGUUCGGUAUGGAUAGAGAGCAGAGACAGAAGCUCAAGUCGUUGGAGAAAUUACUGACUGAGGUCGGUCCCCCCGAAGCGGUACGUCAAUGGCGUGCCGUCACUUUAACACUGCUGGCGAAGCGCGAAAGCUUCAAACGCCAGCGCGACCUGGAUACAGAGGCCGUUGUCCAGGCCAUCUUCCAGACGCUAUGCAAGAUCCUUCCACCGCCGACAAACCUGGAGGAUCAAAUUCAAUCUCAGCUACGACGCGUCAUGAGAGAGGCCGUUGGUCUCUCGAUCGAGAUGCGUACGCAAAAAGCUGAAUACAUGAUGCUGCCGCCUCUGCGACCCGAGUACGAUGCAGACGGCGAGCUUACCGCCACAGUCCAAUUCAACGCAUCAAUGAUGAACGAGCGAAGCGGUAGCAUCACCACAUCGAAUGAAGAUCUUGAGGCUCAAGGCGCAAUUGUCAGGGUCGUCUUGUUCCCACUUGUCGUCAAGAAAGGAGACGACAAUGGCAAGGGCGAUGAAGAAAUCGUUGUGUGCCCAGCCCAAGUUCUGGUCCCUCGCUCCAGGAUGUUUCCUGGUGCGAGUGACGGCGGAAGUACCUCUAUUGGCGCACGAAGUCAUAUUAGCCUUGUGACUGAGACGAUGGGCCAAACUGAGGUUGACUAUUAG